GAAAAGAAGUAGACAGCUUCUGCUCCGAUAGCCUAGCGCGCCAUCUUGAAUUGGAAAGGGGAUUUAAACCGAAAAACAGGACAAGGAGGACUUGUAGGAGUUACACCGCUACGUGUGUCUGCGUAUCGAGUCCUCACGGAACAGAUCUAGUCAUGGCUGUGGGCGUUUGGUAACACAGAGUGAAGGCGCAUACGUGAGGAAAUCAGCACUUGUUAGCCUUUACCCGGCUAGCGAGGAGGAGGGGCGAAGGGUUUGGGUGAUUUUUUUUUUUUUUUUUUUUCUCCCGCAGCCGAAGUUGUUUGUUUAUGUUAUUCCAGGCAGACAUGUCCUCUUCAAACCCAGAGUUACCAGACCCAAAUCUGGGUAUGGGGGCAAGUGGGGCCCAAGGAAGUGGUGGGGCUGUUGUACCAAAGGGGACCAACAAAAGAAGAGCUGCGCCUGACUUUGAUGAUGAUGAUGAUGAUGAAGGAAACAAGUUGUUCAGGUGUGAUGAUGAAACAGGAGGUGGCAAUGACAAAGAGCGCUUUGCCAGGCUUUUGGAAGAAGAUCAGAGUUUUGCAGAUAAGGAAAAACAAGCCAGGGAGAACCACAGUGAGAUUGAGAGGCGAAGGCGGAACAAGAUGACGGCCUACAUCACAGAAUUGUCAGACAUGGUGCCCACCUGCAGUGCACUAGCAAGGAAGCCAGACAAACUAACUAUCCUGCGAAUGGCCGUGUCCCAUAUGAAAUCUCUAAGGGGAAGUGGAAAUACCAACUCGGAUGGGUCGUACAAACCUUCCUUUCUCACUGACCAGGAACUGAAGCACCUCAUCCUGGAGGCAGCCGACGGCUUCCUGUUCGUGGUGUCAUGCGAGACUGGCCGCAUUGUUUACGUCUCUGACUCGCUGACACCUGUCCUCAACCAGGCACAGUCUGAAUGGCUUGGCUCCUCCCUGUAUGACCAGCUCCAUCCGGAUGACACAGAAAAGCUCAGAGAGCAGCUUUCUACUGCCGAGAAUAACAAUACAGGGAGGAUGUUGGACUUGAAGACAGGAACAGUGAAGAAAGAAGGCCAGCAGUCGUCAUCCAGAAUGACUAUGGGAGCCCGUCGAUCAUUCAUAUGCAGAAUGAGGUGUGGCUCUUGUCCUGUGGAACCGAUGUCCAUGAACAGACUGAACUUCCUUAGGAAUAGAAACAGGAAUGGUUUGGGUACAGCCAAGGAAGGAGAACCCCAGUAUGUAGUGGUCCACUGUACAGGAUACAUCAAGUCCUGGCCCCCUUCAGGAGUAUCAUUAACAGACGAUGAAUCAGACAACACUCAGGGGAGUCGCUACUGUCUGGUUGCAAUCGGGAGAUUACAGGUUACUUGUUGCCCAGGUGAGACCGACAUCAACAGUAUUAGUGUUCCAGUGGAGUUCAUCUCACGCCAUAACUGUCAGGGCAUGUUCACCUUCGUAGACCACCGCUGCAUGGCAGCUGUCGCCUACCAGCCACAGGAAUUAUUGGGGAAGAAUAUUCUCGAGUUUGCCCACCCUGAAGACCAGGGCUUACUGAGAGACAGCUUCCAACAGGUGGUGAAGCUGAAGGGCCAGGUCCUGUCAGUGAUGUUCCGGUUUCGCUCCAAAUCGAGAGAGUGGAUCUGGAUGAGAACCAGCUCCUUCACCUUCCAGAACCCGUUUUCAGAGGAGAUUGAGUAUAUAAUCUGCACCAAUGUCAAUGUCAAAAACUCAACUCAGGACCCCCUCACACCCAUCUCCUCCCCAGUCGGCUUGCUGCCCCCCUCUCUGGGUCAGAGCAGCCCAAACUGCCCUCCUGUAAUGCUCAGCCCUGGGCAGGUGGCCACCAGGCAGCUACAGCAGCAGCAGGCCGAGCUAGAGGGAGGUGGGGCCAGAGACGGACUGUAUGAGGCAGGACCAAUCGCCCUCUCACAGAUGCCGGUGCAGCCAGUGACAGCAGCAGGGCCGGACCUCAGCAAGAGCCUUGAGAAGCCAGAGCUCUACCCCUCCCUUUUCCAAGGCCCAGAUCAGACCAAGGGCCUGCCCUCCACCUCCACUCCCACCACACAGAUCUAUCCUCCAGCCAAUAGCUUCGCUGCUGGUCGUUCCAAUGAUGCAUACAGGCCCCUCAACAUGACUCCACAGAUGGCACAACCCUCCCACUCAGCAGGGCAGAUGCUGGCUCAGAUUUCUCGUCAGAAUGGAGCCCCACAGUCAGUUACCCCCUCCAGCACUGGCAGCCCCCUUCAUGGAGGACCAGCAGGAGGAUGGCCUGUAGCUGCAGCUGGAGUCAGACCACAAUUUAAUAACCAGCAGGUGGCUCCCCAGGCUGCAAAGACCAUGUCUCCACAGUUUGCUCCCAUAGUAGGAUUUGGCGGUGGCUCUUCCAACUCUUUUAGCCAUAUGCCGACAGGUGCCGCUCCCACCCAAACCAACAACGCAAACUACCCGCCCAUUAAUGCACAUGCAAAUCUCAACACCAAUGGUUAUGAUGGCUCUCGGUCUGGGCCGCAGUUCCCCUCUCAGGCAGUAGAGGCAGUGUGGCCCCAGUGGCAAGGCCAGCAGCACUCGCAGAGUAAUGCAGAGCAGCAUCCUCGCGCUCAGGGCAACCAGCAAGACAUGUUUCCUGAUGUGUUGUCUAUGCUGGACCAGCCUGCCAACUUCAACGGCGACGACUUUGAGAUUCCCCUGUACUCCUCGUUUGACCAGUGACCUGGUCCACCCCUUUUGUGUUCUUGAGUGUUUUUGCCCUCACUCUUCCUUAUAUUAUAUAGCUUUUCUGCUCCUCUUUUCUUCCUGAUCUUGAGAGUAGCACUCUUUCCUUGCUAUGCAUGGCUUAAAUUGCACUGCCACAAGCCAGUUAAAGAAGGAGGGAUAUAUCUGACUGCAGAUAUAACGGGAGGAAAAUCAAGGAUUUGCUACUGACUAAAAGACAAUUAUUUUAUCAAUAUUACAAUCAUUCUCUAGCUAGCACUUCCCAAAGCUCAACAACCUAUGUUGUAGAUAUGUGAUAUAUAUAAAUAUAUAUAAAAAGCGCACAAUCACCCAACCACACUUGAAUAGAGUAAACAAAACUCAAACUCUGGUAAACAUACACAGGAAAUAAAAGCACACACACACACACACACACACACACACACACACACACACACACACACACACACACACACAAACAAACAACGGCCUUUUAUUCUGAAAUGUUCCUAAUUUUUCUCAGGCAUUGAUGAAGAGUGUAUUUUGCUGUUUUAGCCUUUUAGCAUGUAGACUAAUCACUUCCAUCGUUGAUUUAAACUCUCAGGAAUUUGCAGGUAUAUACAGCUUUGGUGAUUCUGUUUUGUUGUAAUUCUCAGCUGUUGCAUGCAAACCACCACCACGGUCUGUGCUAACCUCGCUCACAGUUUUAAAUCCACAGCAUGUCUCUGCAUGUCAGCACCACUUUCAUGGAGCACUUCUACAAUGUGUAGAUUUGUACUGAAUACAGUUUGGUGGCUUCACCUAUAAAUUUUAUUAUUUUGUGUAUCCUCUUGAGGAGUUUUUUUCCUCAUUGAAUGAUGUCCUCCAACAGACAAACAGUGUUAACAAUGGCUACAUACUGUUUGUCUAGGUGCCCAUUGGAAAUGUGUACAAUCGAUUUUUCUUUGCCUACAUACCUUAUAUACAGUAUGCAUGUGUGUAUGUAAAAUGGAUGCGUACAGUGUCAUUAUCAACUGUAACACAGUCCUAGGGUUUCUGACUUGCUUGAUAAUCUUCUUUCUGUCGCCCUGCAUUACCCUGUACCAAGUAUGGGCUUUUUGUACUCCUUUUUGUAAAAUAAUAUUAAGAGAAGAAAUCACACAGCAAUAAUUAACAAGCAGGAAUUGUGUACUUUUAAAGCCAUUCUUUAUUUGUUGUCAAAUGUUCCCCUUGAUUUAAUGUUAUUUUAAAAUGGAGAGAUAUGGUAGUUAUGUUUGAUUAUUGUUAUUUUGGAUCUUUUGAUUUCUCUAUCACCCUAUUCUGAUUGGUAUUUAAUUAAUGGUUUGAUCAGGGUAUUCAGGAUUAAAAUGGAAUACACUGAGCUGAAAACAAUAUGAUCUAUUAGUGAUAAUGCCCUAAAAGUAUUUUGUCUCCUUUGUGGCUAACGUCGAUAUUUGCCAAUAAGGUCAAAUUAUAUGUGACAUACAAUCAUUUUUUGGUGAAUUUGUAUAAAAAUGUUGUGGGAUAAAUUUGACCCUUUUUUGUUACAGUUUUCCAUCGUCUGUGUGAAACACUUGCACACCUAUUACAAAUUAUGUAAUUGUAUGUAAACCAAUGUUGAUAAUUGUCCAUUUUUAAUCUUCAACAGGAUGGUAUGUUGGUGACUGUGUUGUCUUUGUUAUUGGUUGCUCUGUAUCCAGGUUUUCUUUUUCAAUGAUGUGAACUUUUAUCACUCAUAGAAAAACAAAUAUAAUUAUACUGUACAUGAAAUGUUAAACGAGAGAAAGAAGUGUUUGUUUUUUGUAUUAAAUUGUUGAAAGCGAAGAAAUUGGACAGCAAAUGCUUCUUAUCAGCUGUGGUAGGUCAUAGCCGGGUUAGUCCACACACAGUAUCAUUUAAUCCUUGAUUACAAAGUCAAAUGUAUUUCCUGUGUUGCUCGUGAUAGCUGUUCUAGCAGUCUACUCUACUGAUCACACUCAUGCAAUAGUCAAGGCUGUUUUCAGUGACAUCCAUGCAUGUAUUCGCUUUCUUUAAACAGUUUUAAGUUCUUAAUUGGUGCAGAAACAAAAGCCAACUUUUCUUUGAUUGGGCUGUAUCUGUUUUCUUUCUCCAUUGUAUAUCAGUGAAGACUCAAGACAUCUGUGGGUAUCUACUGGGAUCAGUUUCCACCUUCGUCCUGUCCUCUCUUUCACAGCCCGGGGGUGAAAACAGGUGGCAUUCAUUUCUUGU
Molecule: messenger RNA, 4877 nt
Organism: Anoplopoma fimbria (sablefish)
Lineage: Eukaryota; Metazoa; Chordata; Actinopteri; Perciformes; Anoplopomatidae
Gene: arnt
Product: aryl hydrocarbon receptor nuclear translocator
Exons: 21
Coding region: 306-2687 (793 amino acids)
Biological process (GO): regulation of transcription by RNA polymerase II
Cellular component (GO): transcription regulator complex; nucleus; cytoplasm
Molecular function (GO): protein dimerization activity; RNA polymerase II cis-regulatory region sequence-specific DNA binding; DNA-binding transcription factor activity, RNA polymerase II-specific
Source: RefSeq, a predicted model, not a curated record